AUGUGGGGCUUCUCGUCGGCCGCCGAGGUCGAUUACACGAUUUACACGUGCCUCAAUGGCUGUAUGUACGAAUGUGUUUUGACAGGAAAUUUCUACAGCAGCCACGAGAUUUUUACAGUUAUAAAUUUACAUAUCUAUCUAUCUAUCUAUCUAUCUAUCUAUCUAUCUCAGUCUGUUCAUAUCUAUCUAUCUAUCUAUCUAUCUAUCUAUCUAUCUAUCUAUCUCAGUCUGUUAAUAUCUAUCUAUCUAUCUAUCUAUUUAUCAAUCUAUCUAUCUAUCAUACUCCCUCACUCAUUCACUCAUUCACUCACUCACUAUCUAUCUAUCUAUCUAUCUAUCUAUCUAUCUAUCUAUCUAUCUAUCCUAGUCUGUUUCUUUCUUUCUAUCUCAGUCUCUUUCUUUCUUUCUUUCUUUCUUUCUAUGCCAGUCUCUUUCUUUCUUUCUUUCUUUCUUUCUUUCUUUCUUUCUUUCUUUCUUUCUUUCUUUCUUUCUCAAUAUCUCAUUAUAUGUGGGAAAUUUAACUGUCUACAAAUAAUAAACAUCAAUAAUAAGAAAAUCUUCUUCUUCUUCUUCUUCUUCUUUUUCUUCUUCUUCUUUUUCUUUUUCUUCUCCUACUAUACUUCCUCCUCCUCCUUCUUCUCCCUCCUCUUCUUCUUCUUGUUCUCCUUCCUCCCCUUCUUAUUGUUCUUUUUCUUCUCCUCCUUUACCUCCUCACUCUCCUUCUUCUUCUUCUUCUUCUUCUUCUUGUCCUCCUCCGCCUUCUUCCUCUUCUUCAUUUUCUUUUUCUUCUCCUUUAUCUCCCUCUCCUUCUUCCUUCUCUUUUUCUUCUUCCUCUUCUUCUUGUUCUACUUCUUUUUCUUCUCCUCCUUUACCGCCUCACCGUCCUCCUUCUUCUUCCUCUUCUUCUCCUUUAUCUCCUCCUCCUUCUUCUCCCUCCGUUUUUUCUUCUUCUUGUUCUCCCUAUUCCUCUUCUUGUUGUUCUUUUUCUUCUCCUCCUCCGUCUUCUUCCUCUUCUUCUUGACCUUUUUCUUCUUCUUCUUCUCCUCCUCCUACUUCUUCUUCUUUUUCUUCUCCUCCUUUACAUCCUCCUUCCCGUUUCUCUUCUUCUUCUUCUUCUUCUUCUUCUUCUUCUUCUUCCUCUUCUCCUCCUCCUUUUUCUUCUCCUUUUUCUUCUCCUCCUUUACCUCUUCACACUCCUCCUUCUUCUUCCUCUUCUUCUUGUUCGCCUUCUUCCUCUUCUUCUUGUUCUUUUUCUUCUUCUCUUUUACCUACCCCUCCUCCUCCUUCUUCUUCUUAUUAUUAUCAUUAUUAAAUGAUGAAGACAUCGCAAUUUUUCCUAUUGUUUCUAUCUAUCUAUCUAUCUAUCUAUCUAUCUAUCUAUCUAUCUAUCUAUCUAUCUAUCUAUCUCAGUCUCUUUCUUUCUUUCUUUCUUUCUUUUUCCUUUCAUAUACGGUUCCAAUCUAUCUAUCUAUCUAUCUAUCUAUCUAUCUAUCUAUCUAUCUACCUAUCUAUCUAUCCCAGUCUUUCUUUCUUUCUUUCUUUCUUUUAUCCCAGUCUGUUUGUUUCUUUCGCAUCAGUUUUGCCUUGAUAAUAUUUUUCCUAUAG
This is a messenger RNA of Acanthosepion pharaonis, 1605 nucleotides long. The record is from the annotation of a GenBank genome assembly. Lineage: Eukaryota; Metazoa; Mollusca; Cephalopoda; Sepiida; Sepiidae.